This is a messenger RNA of Chelonus insularis, 2428 nucleotides long. RefSeq lists its product as uncharacterized. The record is from RefSeq and is a predicted model, not a curated record. The coding region runs from base 585 to 2000 and encodes 471 amino acids. NCBI's taxonomy places the organism in Eukaryota, Metazoa, Arthropoda, Insecta, Hymenoptera, Braconidae. The transcript has 2 exons.
ACACGACCAAUGUUUCAAUAGGCUCAUUCACGCACAUGCGCAGACCUUUUAAAGGCAUGAUGGUCUGCGGCAGAGUAGGGAUGCAGGUAUGGAAGUGUCAGAUCCAUGCCUUAGUCAAUGAACUACUCCCUCUCACAACGACGAUGGCAAUAAAUUUUGCCCUUUGGAUUGUACACGCAGCCAGAGAAUAGACAUCUCUAUUCUCUGACGCAGCAUAUUUCUGAUGUAGCGCACGCGCUGUUCUUUUUACCCUAUGUAAUACAAUAGGUAAGACUGCAAUAGAAGAAACAAAGUCCAUUUGCCUCCGCUUCAGCGUCAUUUACUGACGCCACUUUACCAUCAACAUCCUGUGAGUUUGGUGCGUUUUUUUGCAUUAACAGAAUAUUAGUAAUUCUUUAUCGAAUUUUUUUCAACGUUCUUUCUAAAUAAUAAUAAUUGUGUUUGUGCGUGUUAUACUUUGAUAGUGUACAUAAAUAUUGCAGAUAUUACGAUUAUCAGAGCAUUUAAAAUUCUUUUGCAGUGUUUCCACGUGUUCAGCGCAACGAAUAUACAUACUUCAUUGAGUAUAAGAUUGUUAAAAUAUAAUGGAUUCUUCACUUUUAUGUUCCAUUUGUCUGCGAGAGCUGGCAGCUGAUUCGACUACUGUGGUCUAUGAAAAAGGACUACAAACGUUGAUUAAAAAAAGCCAAGAAAAAGGUGACGAUAAAUGGAAGCAAUGGAUUGGUAAACAAAAUUAUACUUUUCACCUUAACUGUCGGAAACGAUACGCUGUAUCAUCUUCGCGACGUGAAACGCAGUCGGUAAAAAAACCCAACACAAUGUCUUUGCCAAUAUCUUCUAAAAUAGUUUCUACUCUGCAAUCAGCAGCAGUCGUAAUACCCUCUUCCCCCUCCGCCUCUGGAUCAUCUACAUCAUUCUCUGAAUUUCAAAAUGAUUUUCAAUUCGACAAACUAUGCUUUAUAUGUGGAAAUGUAUGGGAUAAAAGAAAACCUGGAUCGAUCGUCAGCGAAAACAGAAUUAAAGAUCGUUUAAUUGCUGCUGCUAGAGAACAUGAUAAUUCUUUUGGAGCUCCUAUUAUCGCACGUCUACAAAGCAUCGAAUCUAUUGUUGCAUCAAAGGCACGAUAUCAUACAGCAUGUUAUAGAAAAUUAAUAUUAUUACUCUACAAAAAACCUUCAUGUCCCAAAAUUAAAGAAACAGAUAUUAUAUUCCAAAGAAUAUAUGAACAUAUCGAAUCAAGUGGUGAAUUUAAAUUUCAUUUGUCGACUUUACAAGCAUUAAUGGGUGAUGAAGAGAAUAAUCAAAUUUGCACUCGAACUUUAUUUCGACAUUUAAAAAAAAAAUAUGCAGAUGAUAUUUUUAUAUUCCAACAUAAAGGCAAAGAACCUUUAAUCUAUUAUAAAUAUCACAAUAUGGCACAAAUUUGUCGCGAUUGGUAUGGUGUUAGUGAGUCUCUCAGUGAAUCCGCGAAACGAACUAUACUUCAAGUAUGUGCCGAGAUUUUACAAGAUGAAAUUAAGAAAUUUCAAUACAACACAACAACUUAUCCUGCACCUCAGGCAUUUCUCGAUACUGUUGCAUCAGACAUACCUCCACUUCUUAAUAGUUUUUUACAUAGAUUAAUAAUAACAAAUAGAAAGGAGCAGUCUAAUGAAUCUUCACUUUACAUCAAAAUUGAAAAUCUUGCCCACUCUAUUAUAUCAGCACUUCGCCCAAAAUCAUUUAUCUCAUGUCUUCAAUUAUCUUUAGGAACGUACAUCUAUCGUAAGACGAGAUCGAAAUUAGCUAUAAGUUUAUUAAACAGAUUAGGAGUAUGUUCGUCCUACCAUAAUAUCCAACUCCACGAAGCUUCAACUAUUAUUCAUCCACAAGAAACUAAAAUCGAAGAUGCAUUUGUCCAAUAUGUUUUUGAUAAUACUAACCACAAUGCCAGUACUUUAGAUGGUCGUGAAACCAAUAUCAUCCCUGAUACACCAUAUGACAGUAAUUGUGCUAUUUGAGAAAGGAGCAAAAAGGUAUGGAAAAUGGUGUCAAAAACAGUUGAUAAAAUUUCGCUUACUCAAGUUUUACUCAAAUUUGUAAAAACUGCGAAAGGAAACCUUGAGAAAACAAAGCGAUACAAUCUGCAGAACAAUCAUCAGAAAUUUGUAAUGUUGGAGAAGAUAAUGAUGAACUUGAAGAAGAAGAACAUCGUUUGGAAGAAAUGUCGGAAACGGAGGAGCAGAUCAAAGAAGAAUUAGAUUGUACAAACACUGCAGAAUUGAUGGAAAUCGAUUUCGACAAUUAUUUAUACAUAAAAGCAUAAAUCGUAAAAACAAAGGUCAACUUAUGGAUAAAAAUUUUAUAUGAAAUAGGAAGUCACUCAAAGUAUGUUGCAUAGUAUAAAAAAGGCAAAAAUUAUUAAAUAAAGAUACAAUUCAUAAGCUUA